AUGGCUAAUUGCGAACAUAAACAAAAAGAAGAUCCGAAAGAGAAAAUACCGGAUACAAACCAAGAACUCGUUCAGGAUAAUAAAAAGGAAAACACAUUAAACUGUUCACAAACUCCUGAGUAUAAUACAAUUUUGGAAAAUUCAAAAGAGUUGCAAGAACUUUUAACGUACAACGCAGUAAAAUAUCAUUUACACAAAGUUUACAGAAUAUUAACCAUCCAAAAUGGAGCAGGGAUAACGGAUAAUGAAGCCAAAAGGGAUUUAGCUAUAGAAUAUUUAAACACGUUAAGAGUGGGUGGUAUUCAUCAUAAUGAGGCGGUAGAAGAAUUUUGUCAGUUAGCAUCACAAAAACUUUUUAAUUAA
This is a messenger RNA of Saccharomycodes ludwigii, 363 nucleotides long. RefSeq names its product Hit1p (gene HIT1). The transcript has 2 exons. The record is from RefSeq and is a predicted model, not a curated record. NCBI's taxonomy places the organism in Eukaryota, Fungi, Ascomycota, Saccharomycetes, Saccharomycodales, Saccharomycodaceae. Bases 1 to 363 code for a protein of 120 amino acids.